Angiostrongylus costaricensis is the source of this 510-nucleotide messenger RNA. The record is from the annotation of a GenBank genome assembly. NCBI's taxonomy places the organism in Eukaryota, Metazoa, Nematoda, Chromadorea, Rhabditida, Metastrongylidae.
AUGGGCAUCUCGUACGUUCAAGAAACGCUUGGACGUUGUCCUGGAAUGAAGUUUCCGGAUUGCCCAGUUGCCGUUUUAAAAAAUUGUCGUACGACUUUGGGUCCCACAACGAUUAUCAGACGAAUGGAUAUGUGUGAACUGAAGGAACGAGGGUUCAAUUCAGUUAUCAACAAUCCCUUGGAUAUCUCAGUCUGUGUUCGUGUUGUGAUGAGUAGUUUUGAAGCCAAGGCGAUAAGACUGGAGAUUGACGAUCUCUUAACAUCUGGAAGGAUAGAGCGAAUGGAGACGGUUUCAGCUCACAUUUUCCAAAUGGUCGAUCGUCAAUGGAAGGAGUUGACGAACACCGAAGUCCUUGUCCAUAUCGUUCGCGAUUCAAUCGACGAUGUGUAUAAGAUUCUUGCACGGGAUCAAUUUAAGGUUAAGGAUCAUUUUGAGGUGUUAUCAUUAGAGAGUGAUCAUUUUGAGGUGUUGACGAUGGAGAGGAGUUAUCCUAAGGUGUUAACGAUAUAG